Phoenix dactylifera (date palm) is the source of this 1722-nucleotide messenger RNA. Its product is annotated as shugoshin-1-like. Gene Ontology annotation, cellular component: nucleus; chromosome, centromeric region. The record is from RefSeq and is a predicted model, not a curated record. Lineage: Eukaryota; Viridiplantae; Streptophyta; Magnoliopsida; Arecales; Arecaceae. Gene Ontology annotation, biological process: meiotic sister chromatid segregation; maintenance of meiotic sister chromatid cohesion.
CCGUUGCGCAUCCGAACCUCUUUCAAAACCCCCCUUCUUUUCCCUCCCGACCGACACUGACCGCAGACCACGCUCUCUUUCUCGCUUUCUCUCCGUCCACCAUUUUGAGGGGAUUCGUCUCCCUAUCUUUGCGAAACUCUUCGGAGCCCCUCCAGAAGGGGAGAGGAGACUUGGAGCGAGGAAGAGGAGGAGAAAAAUCGGUCCUUUUUUUCCUCGAAGUCUUUCUUCUCGGUCUUCCAUGGAAGGCGGCGGCCUUCGGAGCGCGGCCGUGAACAGCAACGGAAGCGGCAUCGUUGGAUGGCAGGAAUGAAUCAUAGAUGGGAGAAGAAUCACAAGGUGGGUUUGAUGGGGACCGCAAUUAGGAGGAAUAGGCUCUCCGACAUCACGAACACCGUGAGUUCGGCGAGGCCUGGCGAACCCAGCAUGGAAGGCGAUCAAGAAAAUUCCAAUGUGGUGCCUUGUCCCAGCACCAAGGGCUACGUUGCCCAGCUGAUGAAGGAGAAUACUGCUCUUUUGAAGCUUGUUGGGGAGAGAAAUAAAAUCAUAGAAAUGACCAGCAUUGAGAUGCAGAGGCUUCGAUUUGAAUUGCAGAAACUUAGACAGCAGAAUUGGCAGUUAGCUCAGGCCAACUCUCAGAUGCAAGCGGAGCUCAACUUAGGCAAAGACAGACUAAAAGCAUUGCAACAUGAACUUAGAUGCAUGAAAGCUGUCCUUAAAGUAAAGAGUUUAGAAGUUGAGGAGAAGGAGAAAUUAAACCAAAAAAUGUGUGAGAAUAUUGGAUGCGAGGAGGGACACAAGAAGUGUGCUGAGGUUGCAGUGGAUGCAUCUCAUCAAGCUAAUGACAUGAAGAUGUGCAAUGCCAACAGAAAGCGCACAUCAAAAGAACGUACUCAGGGCUCUACUGCUAUGACCCAUGAAGAAGUAGCACCAAAAGAAAAGGUUGAGAGAAGAAAGUCUUUAAGAAGGAGAUCUGGUAACUUGAAAUCUGAAUCAUGCGAACCAAUGGUGGACUUGAUCAAGAUAGAGGAUGCCAAAGAAGUUCAGUCACUUGUUGGUGAACCCUUGCAUGAGGACACCUCUCUUCAUGAAGAAGUAGCACCAAAAGAGAAGGUUGAGAGAAGAAAGUCUUUAAGAAGGAGAUCUGGUAACUUGAAAUCUGAAUCAUGCGAACCAAUGGUGGACUUGAUCAAGAUAGAGGAUGCCAAAGUAGUUCACUCACUUGUUCGUGAACCCUUGCAUGAGGACACUGCUGUUCAUCCUGACAUUCCAGCUCCUUCCUGUUCAGAUGCUUCUAUGAAACAGGGAAAGAAUGAGGAGCAGAAUGGUAGGAGUGACUCCUCACAGUCUUGCAAUCAAGAGGUGCGGAGAUCUUCGGUUGGAAGGCCAUUACGCAAGGCAGCUGAGAAGGUCACUUCUUACAAGGAAAGACCUAUCCAUGUCAAAUUGCGAAGAGUUGAGUGACUGCUCGUGGAUCCUACCACCAUGACUGGCAUUCAGAUGAUGCCUACUGAGGGCGCACAUUCUGUGAUGCACACUGGUGUUAAUUGUAUCGCUGCACUGCAAGCUUAGUUCCUGAAAGUCGAUUCUUUGGAGCUUUUUCUUUCUCAUCAUUAGUGGGUGAUGUACCAGAGUGAUGGAAACUUUAUGUUUGUUUGCUUUGCAGCCAUAUUUUCCCACUCCAAUCAUCUGGUGAAUUUGAUAAAUUCAGUCUAAGUUUUAUUC